UCAUUGCAUCAGCCACGGCGAAUAUUGUAGCAAUAGUGCGAACUGGCCUCUUAUUUAGCCCUAUCAUUGCAAGACAAUCGUGAAUUUUUUGCUAAUUUUUCAACUUGUCUGAAAGGUGGCUAUUUGUGGAAAUUUUCAUUUUCAAUUUGGGCCCAUUUUAAUGACCGAUCCAUUACUCAAUGGGCCAGAUGGUCGUUGAAUUGCUCAAAAGUUGAAAUAGAGCUGCUUCUAAAAACUCAAAAAACCCUAGAACAAAGCCUCCAUUUUUGCAAAGUAAAGAGCAGCUUGGUCUGAAGGACAGAAUUCAGAGCGGAGUAUUUUGCAGAGAAAAUGGCGGACAAAGCAGUGACAAUUAGAACGAGGAAGUUCAUGACCAAUCGUCUUCUUUCUAGGAAACAAUUCAUUAUCGAUGUUUUACAUCCUGGAAGAGCUAAUGUUUCCAAGGCCGAGUUGAAAGAGAAAUUGUCAAGGAUGUAUGAGGUGAAAGAUCCCAAUGCGAUCUUUGUGUUUAAGUUCAGGACCCACUUUGGAGGAGGCAAAUCUACUGGUUUUGGCUUGAUCUAUGAUUCUGUUGAAAACGCAAAGAAAUACGAGCCAAAGUACAGGCUGAUCAGGAAUGGAUUAGACACAAAGGUUGAGAAGUCCAGGAAGCAGAUGAAGGAGCGGAAAAACAGAGCCAAGAAAGUGCGCGGUGUCAAGAAGACUAAGGCAGGAGAUGCCAAGAAGAAAUGAUCUGCCUGCCAGUAACAGUUCCUUUAAUCCAAAUGCAGAAAACGUUUUCCAUAUUAUUUAUGUUUCUCUGAACAUCUAUGCAGAAUCUUUUCAAUUUUGGUUGAGUCGAGCAAAUUUUUUGCAUGGUUAAGUGCUAGUGCUUCUAAACUUAAGAGAUUUGGGAAACAAUUUGUUUGUUUUAUAAUUGCCAUUUCAAUUGUUGCGACAAUGAUUAUGAUUAGGAUGCUGACUUAUUUGAAGAGAGUUUUAUCUUCUGGAUGACCAA
Molecule: messenger RNA, 997 nt
Organism: Capsicum annuum
Lineage: Eukaryota; Viridiplantae; Streptophyta; Magnoliopsida; Solanales; Solanaceae
Product: 40S ribosomal protein S24-1
Exons: 6
Coding region: 331-732 (133 amino acids)
Biological process (GO): translation
Cellular component (GO): ribosome
Molecular function (GO): structural constituent of ribosome
Source: RefSeq, a predicted model, not a curated record